GUUUGUUCCCUUGACUUUUCUCCACUUUAACUAUAUAUUGGAUUAUGUCGAGAGGAUCUGACUGAUCUGCAGCAUAAACUAGUUCCACACACUUUGUCAGAUGACCCCCAAACCCUUCAUGUUGGUAUGAAUACCACUACUGUCAAUCGGGACCCGCUGCAUAUAGCAAUCUUAAAGAAUGUGAUCACUGUUGUACUCUCUCUUGCUAUUAUCUACAUUAAUGGGACUCUGGUACAUACAUUCAGAAAACAUCAGGUUUUCAACACAAAUUCUCGUUACAUCCUGUACAUCCACCUGGUAAUCAACGAUAUUAUCACACUUUCAAUGAUGAUCCUCCUCCAAGUUCUUAGUUACAUUAUAUAUACUCUCAAUGUCUCAUUUUGCAUCAUUAUGCUAAUGCUUUCCAUAUCUACAAGUCUAAACAGCCCCUUAACUCUUGCUGCCAUGGCUUUAGAGUGCUACCUGGCAAUAUGCUUCCCUCUCCGUCACCCUCAGAUCUGUACAGUCAGGAAAACUUACAUCGUGAUCACUGUGAUAUGGGUCCUAAGUUUAUUGACAAUCUUACCAGAUUUGUUCAUAAUUAUUGCCACAAGACCUGCAGAGUACUUUCAUUCCAGGAUCUUCUGCUUGUGGGCUAAUGUUUUUACUAACCCGGUCCUUACAAAGAAAAAAGAUGUAACCAACAUUUUGUUUCUAGUCAUUGUUUGGGUCAUUCUUUUUUAUGCAUACUUUAGAAUACUUUUCACUGCACAGGCUGCUUCUGUAAAUGCAAAGAAAGCAAGAAACACCAUCCUACUUCAUGGCUUUCAGCUGUUGUUAUGCAUGCUAAGCUUUAUUUAUAAUAUAUCAAUAGAUGGCCUGUCAAUUUUGUUUCCAAAAGAUAUUCCAACCAUUCGGUAUGUAAUUUCUCUACUGAUUCAGGUCAUGCCAAGGCUCAUCAGUCCGAUGGUAUAUGGCAUAAGGGACAAGAUGUUCAGGGAACACCUAAAACGAUACCUGUUACCUUUAAAUCCAGCCAUUCAUCCAAAAAAGGUGCGAAAAAGGACAAUAUAAAGACAUUUCUAGUACUUUUUUCAAGGCCCAGGAUAGUUUUUAGGGUGCCACUGUUUAUUCCUUCUUGUUCUAUGACAUCUAAAAGGGUGAAAUUGUGGUUACUUUAGUAGAAGUCUACCCCAAAAAACAGUAAGAAGGCAGUACUGUCGAUAUGACAUCAAAGAACGGUACAGCUUUAUAGAGGAAACAUGCUAAGCUUUGGUUAUGUAAGUC
Molecule: messenger RNA, 1266 nt
Organism: Gambusia affinis (western mosquitofish)
Lineage: Eukaryota; Metazoa; Chordata; Actinopteri; Cyprinodontiformes; Poeciliidae
Product: odorant receptor 131-2-like
Exons: 3
Coding region: 127-1053 (308 amino acids)
Biological process (GO): G protein-coupled receptor signaling pathway
Cellular component (GO): membrane
Molecular function (GO): G protein-coupled receptor activity
Source: RefSeq, a predicted model, not a curated record